AUGGCCUCAGAGGCUAUAGAGUGCCAGGAUGUGGUGCUGAGGGUGUCCAUUCACUGCCAAGGAUGCAAGAAGAAGGUGAAGAAAGUGCUCCAGAACAUCAGUGGCGUGUACCGAUGCGAAAUCGAUGCCCGGAGCAACAAGGUCGUGGCGACGGUCUCGACGAAGCUCGACCCCUACAUGCUCGUCGCCAAGCUGCGCAAGUCCGGCAAGCAGGCGGAGCUAUGGCCGGAGCAGCCGCCACCACCACCACCAGCAGCUGAGAGCCAAACGCAGGAGCCCAAGAACAACCAGCCUGACGAGACGAGCAAACCUGCCGAGAAGCGCGGCGCCGACACGGCCGCCGCCGCCGCGGCAGAGCCGAGCAACCCUCCGGAACCCAAGCAGAGCACCAGCGAGGCCCCGAAUCCGGCUCCGGACAGCAAAGAAAAUGCCAGCGCCGACGACGCCGUCGAUGACACCGCGGCGGCACCGGCGCAGCAUGGACCCAGCGAGGCGAAGGGGAAAGCGAAAGCGAUGCAGCAGCCGGUGGACGCCAGAGUGACUGUAGAGUACGACCGAGGCGUCCCGGGCUACGUGAACCGCAUGCCGGUGCCGCCGCCGGCAGUCAUGAGCUACAACCAGGUGCGGCCGAGCGUGAGCGCGUCCUACUACGCCCCGGCACCAGCGCCGGCGCCGGCGCCGGCGCCGAUGCCGAUGGCGAGGCCGGGGCCGUCGCAGGGUUACAUCGACGAGCACUACACGCCGUCCUACUACAACAACAACUACAACCGGUCGCCGGCGUACGAGCCCGAGCCGUACUACUACAGCCCUCCGCAGCCGGCGCCGUACAGCUACCAGUACCAGUACCAGCCGGCUUCUUCGUCGGAAGACUACUACUACAGCGCGCCGCCGCCGCAGAGGAGCGCCUUCUCGCCGCCGCGGGACGGCUACGGCGACAUGUUCAACGACGAGAGCGCCAAUUCUUGCACGGUCAUGUGA
Molecule: messenger RNA, 978 nt
Organism: Miscanthus lutarioriparius
Lineage: Eukaryota; Viridiplantae; Streptophyta; Magnoliopsida; Poales; Poaceae
Source: the annotation of a GenBank genome assembly